AUGCACGAGGUUAAGCUAGCCCAAGACCCGCCGCCCGGGAGGGCCCCGCCGGAGUUCACGCCGCCACCAUCCCCGAGCUAUCGACCGGGCACUGCGCACCCAGAGAUACCGAAGGCCCCUCCGCCGCCGACUUUCAACCCGAUUCCGCAGGAGGUUCCUAGCGAUCCUCCCCCCGGGAGCCCCAGGCCGAACCCGUGGCCAGAUAUCCCACGCCCACCGCUGCCGUCGCCUCCGAUGCCCGAUAUUCCCAUCCCGAAGCCGGACGUGCCGCCGCCGCAGCAUCCGGACGUCGUACCUCCGAGGCCACCGUCGAUAGAUCCGCCCCCGAUUACUCCGCCGGAUAUCGUGCCACCACCUUGGUUCCCGCCGAAGAUUACGCCACCAGGUGGUCCAUUUGGGGGACUUGUGCUUUGA
Rhodamnia argentea is the source of this 414-nucleotide messenger RNA. Its product is annotated as nematocyst expressed protein 4-like. The record is from RefSeq and is a predicted model, not a curated record. The transcript has a single exon. Bases 1 to 414 code for a protein of 137 amino acids. NCBI's taxonomy places the organism in Eukaryota, Viridiplantae, Streptophyta, Magnoliopsida, Myrtales, Myrtaceae.